Erythranthe guttata (spotted monkey flower) is the source of this 940-nucleotide messenger RNA. The record is from RefSeq and is a predicted model, not a curated record. NCBI's taxonomy places the organism in Eukaryota, Viridiplantae, Streptophyta, Magnoliopsida, Lamiales, Phrymaceae.
AAAAGUUUUUGUAAUUAAUUAAUUAUGACAUUAAUUAAUGUAAUGCAAUGUUAUAACUUCAAAUUUACUGUCCUCAUUUACAACGAGUUACCAAAUUAAUUGCAAAAUUUAAACCAACUUAAUUAAUAACACAAAUUAAAUCCACAGUUUCACUAACCUCCUCUCUAAUAUAUUCAUAUAAAACCUCAAAUUCAAUACACAACACCAUAAUCUCCAACUUAAUUAAUUAAAACAAAAAAAUAAUAAUAAUAAUAAUAAUAAUAAUAAUAAAUAAAUAAUAAAAAAAAAUGUCUAAGCCCAGCUUCCUGCACGUGUUCGCAGUCAUAAUCGCCUGCACAACAAUCCUAGCCACACCAUCCGCCGCAGAUCUGCUCAGCGACGUAGGGUUGAUCGGAGGCGGCCUGGGUUUGCCAGACGUCCGGCAAUGCCUCGCCGGAAUAUUCGAGGUCCACGGGUGCCUCCACGAACUGAUAUUCUCCGUCCUCAGCCUUCAGCCCCGACUUGUGGGCCCCACUUGCUGCAGCGCCUUCUUGCAAAUCGACGAGGGAUGUUUGCCGAAGGUGUUUCCUUUACACCCGGAGUUUACUUCUUUGUUGCAGAAUUACUGCUUGUCCGUUAUCGAUGGCUCCGUGAAAUUGCCUCCGCCUCCGCCGCCGUGUGACUCCGGCGACUGCGAUUAUUACUAGUUAUUCAUUUAUUUUUUCAUUCUGGAUGGGUGUUUUGGUAAUUAGACUAGUUUAAGAUUAAUUUGGUUUGAUAUCUAUACUAUUUUAUAUAAUUCUUGGGAAAUAAUGAAUAAUGGAUUUUCAAUUAUAUAUUACUGAAUUUUUGGUAUUGGUAUUUUAUUUAUAUAAAAAAAAUGUGUUGAUUCACUUUAUAAUAAAAGUCUGAAAUAGUUAUUUUAAUUUGAUUUUUAUUUACUUUAGUGUUAAAAUAUUUU